AUGGUACGAACUAUCAAGCUCUCUGACGGCAAGACUCUCCGCGCCAUUGGCUGGGGAAGCGGCUCGGGCGGCAUCAAGGGCAAGGACAACAACAGACUUGCCAUUGACGCCGGUGUCCACGCUCUCAACGCCAACAUCCGCCACAUCGACACUGCCCAGGCCUACGAGACCGAAGAGGCCACUGGCCUUUCGAUCAAGGAGGCCGGUGUCGACAGGAGCGAGGUCUUUGUCACCACCAAGAUCUCUGGCACUGUUGCCAACAACAAGGAGGCCAUCAAGGAGAAUGUCCUCGGCUCUAUCGAGCUUUUGGGCUUCAAGCCUGACCUCUUGCUCAUCCACAACCCCUUUGUGGUCGAGGACGGCAACAUUGCUAAGUUCUGGACUUCUCUCGAGGAGCUUGUCAAGGACGGUACUCUUGAAGGCGUGAGCUUGGGUGUCAGCAACUUUAGGCCCCAAGACCUCGAAGCUGUGCUCAAGAUCGCCACCAUCAAGCCUGUCGUUAACCAGAUCGAGUUCCACCCUUACGUCCUUGUCCACCUUGAGCCCGUCCUCAAGAUUGCCAAGGAACACGGUAUCGUCAUUGAGGCCUACGGUCCCCUCACCCCCGUCCUCCGACACCCCACCGGUGGUCCUCUGAAGCCCGUCCUUGAGCGCAUCGCACAGCGUCUCUCCAAGGACGCCGGUAAGGAGCUCGACUCUACCGCUGUCCUUCUCCUCUGGACCAUCCAGUCUGGCGUCGUGGUUAUCACCACUUCCAAGAACGAGGAGAGGAUCAAGGGUCUCGCCGCCCUCGACUCUGUGCCUGAUUUGACCGCCGAGGAGUUGAAGGAGAUUACCGAUGUUGGUAAGACCCACCACUUUAGGUACUACUCUGAACACAUGACUGAGGACUUCCCUGACCCCGACCUCCCCACCGUCGACUUCCCCAAGAGGAGCAGGAAGUAG
Molecule: messenger RNA, 945 nt
Organism: Cryptococcus wingfieldii CBS 7118
Lineage: Eukaryota; Fungi; Basidiomycota; Tremellomycetes; Tremellales; Cryptococcaceae
Product: aldose reductase
Exons: 4
Coding region: 1-945 (314 amino acids)
Molecular function (GO): oxidoreductase activity
Source: RefSeq, a predicted model, not a curated record